Molecule: messenger RNA, 494 nt
Organism: Stegostoma tigrinum
Lineage: Eukaryota; Metazoa; Chordata; Chondrichthyes; Orectolobiformes; Stegostomatidae
Gene: anapc16
Product: anaphase promoting complex subunit 16
Exons: 3
Coding region: 16-399 (127 amino acids)
Biological process (GO): protein ubiquitination
Cellular component (GO): cytosol; anaphase-promoting complex; kinetochore
Source: RefSeq, a predicted model, not a curated record
AAGUGUGGUAAAAUUAUGACCUCACGCCGCAAACCAUGUCGCGAGGGACAGAAGCCGCUCCGGUUUACGGCAGUGUCUAUCAUGGCCACUUCGGCGGCGUCGUCGUCUUCAUCCUCGGCGGCGGGCGGUUUCGGCGGAGUGUCCGAGCUGACUCCACCGCGAAAGGUGCUCUUCACUUCGCCCAAAGGGGCUGGAGAACUGCUGGAAGAUGCAACGGAGAGGUUCCUGUGUGAAGCGGUUUUCAGCUAUCAGGUGGCUCACACAUUGAGGCAGGUCAAACGAGAGCAACAGUGUUCCCGAAUGGAAAAACUAGCCAGUUUGGUUGAGGAGUUAGAAGCGGAUGAAUGGCGCUACAAACCAAUCGAACAGCUGCUGGGUUUCACUCCUUCUUCUGGAUGAGAUGACAGACUGGACUUAUUUCAAUUCGAAAGCCUUUACGCUUUUUGCCAAAUUGUAACUGGGAGAUUAAACACAAUUAUUUUUCUUCAUAAAAA